Messenger RNA from Acanthopagrus latus (yellowfin seabream), 6707 nucleotides. RefSeq names its product lysine (K)-specific demethylase 4A, genome duplicate a (gene kdm4aa). The record is from RefSeq and is a predicted model, not a curated record. Gene Ontology annotation, molecular function: histone H3K36 demethylase activity; histone H3K9 demethylase activity. The transcript has 22 exons. Lineage: Eukaryota; Metazoa; Chordata; Actinopteri; Spariformes; Sparidae. Gene Ontology annotation, biological process: chromatin remodeling. Gene Ontology annotation, cellular component: nucleus. The coding region runs from base 267 to 3419 and encodes 1050 amino acids.
CUCGUUAUUGAAAUACAUCAUCAGUAUGAGGGAUGGUCUGGUAAAGAGGGUGGUCUGAUUGGUUGGGAGACUACGGAACCCCUCCUGCUGAGCUCCAUGUAAACAAAUACACACUGGGCAUGCGUCAUUGGAAUAAUGGAGGACUGUCUUUUCUAACCGGACCUAUCAUGUCAAUAUUUCUACUCUACUACCUGUGAUCUGAGAAAAUAACAACUCGCUCACCUUACUGCGUGUAUCAGAGUUAAGGUCAAAGAAACAAUUCCAGGAUGACCACAGACACAUCCCCAGCCCAAAGCAUGGGCUCCAGAAUGAUGACGUUCACCCCAUCCCAAGAGGAGUUCAAGAACUUUAGCCGCUACAUAGCCUAUAUGGAGUCACAAGGAGCACACAAAGCUGGAAUGGCAAAAGUUAUUCCACCUAAAGGCUGGAAACCUCGGCAGACAUAUGAUGACAUCGAUGACCUGGUAAUUCCUGCUCCCAUUCAGCAGGUAGUGACCGGGCAGUCAGGACUGUUCACACAGUACAACAUUCAGAAGAAGCCAAUGACCGUCCACGAGUUCCGCAAGACCUCCAACAUGGACAAGUUCUGCAGUCCCCGAUAUGUGGAUUUUGACGAGCUGGAGAGGAAGUUUUGGAAGAACCUGACCUUCAACCCACCCCUUUAUGGGGCUGAUGUCAGUGGAACGCUCUAUGAUUCAGAUGUGACUGAAUGGAACAUUGGCCAUUUAAACACCAUUCUGGACACUGUGGAGAGCGAGAGCGGAAUCGAGAUCAAAGGAGUCAACACACCGUACCUCUACUUUGGCAUGUGGAAGAGUGCCUUUGCGUGGCACACUGAGGACAUGGAUCUGUACAGCAUCAACUACUUGCACUUUGGAGAGCCAAAGUCAUGGUAUGUUGUCCCACCAGAGCAUGGGAAAAGACUGGAACGACUUGCCAAAGGAUUCUUUCCAGGGAAUGCUCAGAGUUGUGAAGCCUUCCUGCGCCACAAGAUGACUUUGAUUUCACCCUCAAUCUUAAAGAAAUAUGGCAUACCAUUUGAAAAGGUCACACAGGAGGCCGGGCAGUUCAUUUUGACGUUCCCAUUUGGCUAUCAUGCAGGUUUCAACCAUGGAUUUAACUGUGCUGAGUCGACCAACUUUGCCACCCAGCGAUGGAUUGAUUAUGGCAAACAGGCAACACUGUGUUCGUGCCGUCAGGAUAUGGUGAAGAUCUCCAUGGAUGUGUUUGUAUACAAGUUUCAGCCUGAUCGCUACAAGCUGUGGAAAGCAGGCAAAGACAACACUCCAAUCGACCACUCCAAACCCACACCAGAGGCUUAUGAGUUUCUGAAAGCAGACAAGACCAAGUCUUCCAAGAGUCAAGAGAGUGAAUCUAAAUCUCAGGAGCCCACCACUCCUAUCCCGGAGGACAGAAGUCCAAAGCCUCGGACUGGGACAAAGCGUCAGCUUGAUGCUCUUGAACCCUCUGAAGACAUCAAACCUGAGUUGACCAUGAAGGAGACUGAAGAGGUGGAGGUAAAGAGGGCUAAGCUUCCACACAAUGAGUCUCCAACUAAGGUCCCUCUCAAGCCAGAUAGAGACACAGUGAAAAUCACACCAGAGCCUAAGAAGGACAAAGACACCAAGCUGCAGACAAAAUCGCAGUCCAAAGUCAGUACUAAGAAAAACAGACGAAGCCCUUUAAAGAAAGAGAAGAAUGGCGUGUCAACUGGAGAUGUGUGUCCUCCUGAGUCUAUUGAGAGCCAGGUGGUGGCUCCGUGCUUUGAGGAGGCAGGCAGCAAUGAGGAGCCUCAGUUGGGCAGCAGCUGCAGCCCAGUACACAAACUAUUCCAAAGGACGCUGAGCCCUGCAGAUGUCCUGCAUGUUCACAGCUAUGCCAAAGGAGACUAUGGAGAGGGAGAAACCCUGGAGAAGAAGAGUGAGGGCAGUGACAAUGAGGUGGAGAAAGACAACAGACAUAUUGGCAAAGCACAGGUGGCAGAAGGGCUGGCUGCAAACAGAGAACCAGAGAGUGAUCUAGGGCAGCUGCCAGGCCACCAUCCACUCAUAAAUGAUGGCAUAAGUGACGAAGAGGCUCCACAGGAGGCCCCCCCUGUAGAGGAGGGUGGACUGGAAGGGGAGAGCUGGGCUAAACCUCUGGCUCACCUGUGGCAGAGCAGACCUCCAAACCUUAAGAAAGAGAGGGAAUACAACCAGCGCAUGUGCUCCAAACCUCCGUACUGCUCUAUCUGUAUGCUGUUCCACACAUACCAGCAGACUGAAAGUGCGAAAAGCAUAGAUGGACCUGUUCUGGUGGCUGGUGGGCGGAUGCGGACCAAACCUCUGAUCCCAGAGAUGUGUUUUACCACCACCACAGAGGAGGAUUCUGAGUGUGAGAAGCAGCCAGUCACACCUCAUCUAGAGGAAGAUGGAACCAGCCUUCUCAUCAGCUGCUCUCAGUGCAGUGUCCGGGUUCACACCAGCUGUUAUGGUGUUGAUCCAGGCAGUGUGAGCAAGGAAUGGAAAUGUGCACGCUGCAAGGCCAACGCCAUGACUGAGAAUUGCUGUUUGUGUUCACUGAGAGGUGGAGCCUUACAGAAAGCGAACAACGACAAGUGGGUACAUGUGCUGUGUGCAGUGGCUGUGCUGGAGGCCCGCUUUGUCAACAUCACUGAAAGAAGUCCUGUGGAUUUAAGUGGAAUCCCUUUGCAGAGAUUCAAACUGAAAUGUUACUACUGUAAAAAGCGGAUGAAGAAGGCGUCUGGCUGCUGUGUGCAGUGCUCUCAUGGCCGGUGUCCCACUGCCUACCACCCCACAUGUGCCCAGGCUGCUGGAGUACUCAUGCAGCCAGAUGAAUGGCCGUUUGUAGUCCAUGUUACCUGCUGUCGGCACAAAGGCCCCGCUCAGAUUGAGCGCAAUAAAGCAGCCAUGCAUGAGCUCACUGUUGGACAGAAGGUGAUAUGCAAGCACAAGAAUGGCCGCUACUACCAGUGUGAUGUGGUGCAGCUGUCUAAAGAGACGUUCUAUGAGGUCAACUUUGAUGAUGGCUCCUUCAGCGACAAUCUAUUCCCUGAAGACAUUGUGAGUCGAGACUGUGCUCAGCUUGGACCCCCACCCCAAGGUGAAGUGGUUCAGGUGCGAUGGACGGACGGCCUGGUGUAUGGGGCCAAAUUUGUGGCAGCGCAUGCCGUUCACAUGUACCUGGUGGAGUUCGAGGAUGGAUCACAGCUAACAGCCAAGAGAGAUGAUGUCUACACAUUGGAUGAGGAACUCCCCAAGAGAGUCAAAUCCAGACUGUCUAAAGCAUCGGACAUGAGAUUUGAUGGGAUCUUUGAAGAAAGGGAGAUCAUCCAGGAGUCAAAGAGACAGAGAGUGAUCAACUCACGUUACAGAGGGGACUACAUCGAGCCUGUGAUUUACAGAGCCAUCAUGGAGUAACCCUCAGUCCCUCACCUACACACCAGCAGCACUGACUGAGCUGUGCUCACUGUAACUUAACCAGAAGCUAGCCACUGACAGAGUGUAGCUCCAGAUUACUUCCUUCAGGACCCAUUUUGGACUGUUUACAUCUUGUUCAUCUAUCUGUCAACAUCAGUGUUUUUAUUUGACUUUUUCCACAGGACUACACAUAGUACAGGAGGAUGAUUUCCAGCCCUGACAGGAAACUAUAGGAAGCAAUAAGCUUUAGUUCACCUUUCUGAUAGAAACGUCUUUAGAAAAGACAUGGCUGGAGUUAAAGUACAGCAGAGUUACAUGUAUUGCUCUUAGCAAAACAUUUAAGUAACUUUACCUACCUGUUUACCUAGGUUUAAAGGAUAUGCUGCCAUCAGUGCCUAUGAUACAGAGUGUGACAGGUAUCAAAGGUCAAAGUUUAGUUUCAUUUGUACCCUCAUUUAGAAUAUUUAAUUAGUAAUUUGAGCCCUAAAAUGUCUUAAUCAUUUCUUUGUAAUUAAUAGGCUUAUUGCUACUGUUCCUUUAGUUCCUGUCCUCUAUUCUUCACAGUUUCAUUAUUGAGGUGCUUGUCUAAUUUAAAUUGUGUCCUGGAAAAAUCUAAACUAUUUGGGACAAACUAACUGGAACCAACAAUAUUGUCUUUAUCAAUUAAUCUUCCAUUCUCUCAAACUCAGACUGAGGUUUUGUAGCUAAUCCAGAAGUUAGCACUGCCUUGGUUUCUUCCACAAAAAGACUGAUUUUAGAAAUCGUGCAGCAAAUGUUUUGUGUCAAACACAAGUUUUUCAUACUUACAGGUUUUGUUCAUCAAGAUAAUCUCCACAGAUGAACACCGCUUUGUGAUGUUUGAAGCAUAAAUUAGAUGUUUAGCAGGCUAUAAACAGACAACAUCACAGUCACGUGACUUUUUAUUACACAAUUACCAUACAGGUUUUCUAUAAAUGGAUCAAUGUACAAGUUAGAGUUAGAAUAGUUUGUAACUGAAGUGGGCCUGUAAAAAUGGACUAGUGAGUAGAUGAGUCUCCGUGUUUGCUGUGAGGACGUUUAAUGUCCCCAACAACUCUGUUGUCUCAUUUAGACACUUGUAAGCAACUGCUAACUGUUUUUAACCCGUGUAACACUUUUUAAUUCAAACAUGAGGUAUUUACUGAUAUAUUUUACAUUAUAGACCAAAAUGUGAAAAUCUGUUAUUUUCUUUUUAUUAAACUCUCAGACCUUAUUUCAGGCAUCUAACCUUCAACCAGUUCAACAACCCGUAGACUACAAGAUGAGGGAAUCACAAAGUGCAACAGUGCGACACUAUUUAGUUGAGAAUGUUGUCAUUUAAAAUGAACAUGUUCAAGUUCUUUUGACCAGUGUCAUUAAUCAGUUGUUGUUUAGUUAAUAUGAAAACAUAAAGGCAGCAUGCUUCACAUUGUUGUCACACUGUUGAAGAUAUGUUUUGGCAUUGUUUUGGGGGGAAAUGAAAAGGUUCAUGUUGAUUACUUUUCUUUCAUGAUGAAACAGCAUUGCCCCUGAUACCUGCCACGCUCCAUAUUCUGAAGAGGGCAGAACUCUGUACAGAACUUGUUGUUAAUUUCAUUGAUAAGCUUUUGCUUUAGCCAGCUUUGGUUUACUUUGCAUGGUCCCACAGACAGUUGCUUAUAUCCUUCUAACAGCGGAACAUAGAUGAGUUGAAAGAAAUUCACAAAGUCAGACAAAUACAUUUCUCAGUAAAUACCAUUUGAAAGUAACCAAAUUAAUGUCAAUCAAAGUCCUUUCUGAGCCCAUGAAAACAGUCCUGUAUCGAACCUGAAAGGGGCCGAACGGGUCAGGUAGCAGCGCUUUAAUCUCUUUCCAGGCAUACAUCAGUAAUCAAAAUUGCACUAGGAUUGUCUUGUAAUAGAAGGACUACUUUGCCCAAAACGUUUGCCUCUGAUAGUCUGGAAUGAUGUACAGAAUGUUGGUGCUUGCGAUGGAUCAUUAAAAAAGCAAACGUGGCAGCCAUUUCUUGAACCACUGAAGUUAAAGGUUGAUUGUUCUUAAUAGUACCCAGACAAAACACAUCAUAUGUUUUCCAAACAGCAGCUACACACAGACUAACUCAUCAUCUCAUUUAAAAUUGGAAAACUUUCCAUCAAAGAGGCUAGACCAAGAUUACAAAUCUGAGGUAUUUAGUACAUUCUGUAUUUCAUUAUUGGGCAUAUGGUUAAGUAUGGCAUUCACAGAACUAUCUUAUUUUCUGAUCAUGAUAGCCUUAUCAUGAUCAAAAAAAAAAAAAGUAGUUAGAAAAGUAGUUUUGGACAAACCGUAAACUCAUUUUUUCACACUUGCCGGUAAAAUCAUUUGCUGUCACUUCAGGUCAGACUUCAUGGGGAUAAUAUAGUAAGUGAUAAUAUAGAUGCAGUAUUCUUUUAGGUGGGAGCAAUAGCAUUUAAAGCACUGAAGAAGCCUCCUCUCCAGCUGUAACUAUCAGCUGCAUUCCUUUCCAUGUAAUGUUGUUUAAGUGACACAAGCUUUUACAUGUUCACUUGUUUUUACCAGCCUAUUUAUUUAGGUACUUUUAGAAAGUCACCUCAGCUUUACAGACAGGAGUCUGCAGUAAUACUGGUGAUGUUGAGGUUAAUGAUUAAUGUUCUAUUUUUUCAACAGUAUAUAGAUGAAUUUUAAAGAACCCAAUCAGAAUUUUGAUGCGCUUUGUCUGCCCAGUUGUUUUCUAAUUCUUCUACUGAAAGUUUGCAUUGCACAUUUAUUUAAAUCCAGUUUGCGAGGAAAUUUGAAUAGGUGUGUGCUGCCAUUGCUAAUUUGUUGUAAAUCUGUUUGAAAAUGUUUAUAAAAUAAAAUGUCCAGUGGAUUGUGCACCCCUCCCUCUUGCUACUGGAAUGAGGUGGCCAGGUGUCAUCAUCUGUCUGUGAGAGUGAAGGCAGAAGGCCGUUUUCCUUCAAGAUAUUUUCUUGUUCAUAGUUGCAGUUCAAAGACCCUGCUUUCAUCAGUCCAGUGGAGAUUGAAUUUAUUUUAUUCAUAAAGUAUCAAUAGAGUUGUGCAUUGAGAGGGGGGAUUUUCUAUUCUCUUUUAUUUUGUUGUUUUGUAAAACAUGUUCUAACUGUAUUUUCACAGAAACCUGUGUGUGUAAAUGUCAUGUAGUCUAUUUUAAGAUGUUACCUGUUGACCCAGGAGAUGAGUUGAGGUCAGUCUGUUCUUGUUGUCACUUCAUGAAGACAAAUUACUGAACUUCCAGGUUAUCAUUCAAGCAUUUUGUAAAAUGAAUUUGUUUCAGUAAAGAAAUUUGUGUCAGCA